Messenger RNA from Oldenlandia corymbosa var. corymbosa, 3251 nucleotides. NCBI's taxonomy places the organism in Eukaryota, Viridiplantae, Streptophyta, Magnoliopsida, Gentianales, Rubiaceae. The record is from the annotation of a GenBank genome assembly.
AACCAUGCGAUGAACCAUUUGCCAUAGCCAAAAUCUAAGCACUGCGCAAUCCAAUAUGACAUCAUAGAAAAAGGCACAAAAUAACGCACCUUUCCUUUCCUCCUACGAACCAAAAAGUCGCAUCACUACUUGACUGCCUCACUGCCCAGAUUUCAAAAACUCUCUCCCACCUCUUCCUUCCUGCCCUCCCCCACAAAACCUUUUCGCUUUCUUUGUCUUGAUUCUUGCAUUCUUGCCGCAGAUUGAAACGGAGAAACCCUAGUUCAAUUCCCCUGUUUUCUUUCCCUUCCUUCCUCAUCAAUGAUGCAUGCAGCUCGAUUCUCCUUUUCUUGAUCAUCCUGAUUGAAAUUUUAUCCUUAACUUCUCCGAAACGCUAAAGACACAAGGUCACGGAGUUGAAGUCCAACUAGGGAGUUUUUAUUUUGCUAAACCUACCUUUGAUUAAUUAGCCUUUUUCUUUUGGUCGAAGGGGCUUCUCUAAAACCAGUCAAUUAUCAAUAAAAGCGAUAAAAAUAGUCUUUUCUUGAUUUUUUGCAAUCGUUUAACAUCUGGGCUCCUUCUAUAUUCCUCAAAUUUUGAUGGGUUCUUCACGGUUUUGGGGAAUGAGUUGACCAGAAUUCUAGUGCAGCUCGGCCACCUGCAUUGGGGGUCCACGGAAGUUGAGAACAUUUUACAAUGUCUGACGACAUGCUUAUACAUUUUGCUUCCAAUUCCUCCAAUCAGUCGGAUCAGUCCAACAAAAUUGCCAAGUUGGAGGCUCGAAUGGUUGGCAAAGCAUCCUCUGUAACAUCUGCUGUUACGCAGCCACAGCAGCCGGCCUCAUGGUCUGCCGCCACCAAAUUUUCCGACCCUCCCGAGAGCUUGCCCAAUGAGCCUCUGUCUAGUGAUUCGGACGACGAUGAUAACGGGGGGGAAUUCCUCAUACAAGCUAAUACUCAAAAGCGGCGCAAAUUUGAGGACAAUAAUACUGGUUUGGUUUUUGAACAUGUCGAGUCGGCAGCUGACCCUAGGCAGAAGAUAGUUGACAGCGUGGAUGUUGCCAAGGCAGCUUCAGAUACAAACAAGAGACGUCAAAGUCGUGGUAGAGGACACUCUGGUUCAGCUAGAGGGCGUGGCACCCGAGGCAGUGACCAGACCAAAGUUAAUAUGGUUUUCGUGCCAAAUGGCCAGCUAGAGAAGGAUGCCAAAGAGCCGCUUCGACGUGAUGAUCCGAGUUCAUUUGAGGAGGAGAUUAUGAUAUUGCGUGAGAAAGUUGGAGCUCUGGAGGAGGCAUUGAGGAAAUCUCAACUGUUAAAUCAAGAACUUGAACAGGAACUGAAAAAUGUCAACGAUGCCGAACAGCAAAUGAAGCCGAAGAGGAUGAAGACGUUAUCUGAUUUGUUGAUAUCUGUUUCAAAAGCUGAAAGACAGGAAGCAAGAAUGAGGGUACGUCAGGAUUCGCUGAGACUUGGAAAUGUGGGUGUUAUCAGAGCUGGAACCAUCAUUUCUGAGACUUGGGAGGAUGGGCCAGCAUUAAAGGAUCUGAAUGUUCAGCUUAGAAAUUUGCUGGAGAUGAAAGAAGCUAUUGAAAGGCAGAGGAAAUCCUUGAAAAGAAAACAGCCAGAUAAGGACGGAACUGAUUCAGAGACAGGAGUUCAGGAAGAUGAUUCUCUCAUCCAAGAUGAAAUAUACAAGUCUCGUUUAGCUUGCAUCAAACGUGAGGAAGAAACAAUCAUGCGAGAAAGAGAUCGCUAUGAGUUGGAAAAGGCGAGACUUAUUCGUGAAAUGAAACGUAUAAGAGAUGAGGAUGGGUCGAGAUUCAAUAAUUUUCAGAUCUUGAACCACCGCUAUGCUCUCUUAAACCUUCUUGGUAAAGGAGGAUUCAGUGAAGUCUAUAAGGCAUUUGACUUGGUGGAGCACAGAUAUGUUGCUUGUAAGCUUCACGGUCUGAAUGCUCAGUGGAGUGAAGAGAAGAAGCAAAGUUAUGUACGCCAUGCAAUCAGGGAGUACAAUAUCCACAAAAGCUUGGUGCAUAAUCAUAUUGUACGCCUUUGGGACAUUUUUGAGAUAGACCAGAAUACUUUUUGCACUAUCUUGGAGUUCUGCAGUGGCAAGGAUCUUGAUGCUGUGCUCAAAGCAACACCUGUUUUGCAAGAAAGAGAAGCAAGAAUCAUUAUCGUUCAGAUAUUCCGUGGCCUUGUUUAUCUGAACAAGAGAUCACAAAAGAUUAUCCAUUAUGAUUUGAAGCCUGGAAAUGUUUUGUUUGAUGAAUAUGGUGUUGCUAAAGUUACUGAUUUUGGUCUUAGCAAGAUUGUGGAGGAUGAUGUUGGAUCCCAGGGCAUGGAGCUGACUUCCCAGGGAGCAGGAACCUAUUGGUACCUGCCUCCCGAGUGCUUUGAGCUAAAUAAGACGCCUCUUAUAUCCUCGAAGGUUGAUGUCUGGUCUGCUGGAAUUCUUUUAUACCAAAUGCUGUUUGGCCGGCGGCCUUUUGGUCAUGACCAAACCCAAGAACGGAUUUUACGCGAAGAUACCAUUAUUAAAGCCCGCAAGGUGGAAUUUCCUUCUAGACCUGCUGUAUCGAAUGAGGCAAAGGACUUCAUCCGUCGUUGUUUAACAUACAACCAGGCUGACAGGCCGGAUGUUCUAACCAUUGCUCAGGAUCCAUAUUUGAUGUAUACAAAAAAAUGACCAGAAAAAUGGUCUCAGUAAUGUUUAUAGGAUAGCAUCCCCUUUAUGUUUAAGGGUGAGUUACGCAACCCGACUCUUGGGAAUUUUGUAUAGAUGUAAAGGUUUGUAACAUUUUGUAACCAUAUCUCCCAUUUGAGUAGGGUUUCAUAUCUCUUUUGCUGCCAGUUAAAGGGGUCAUUUUGAACCUGUCUGUAUGUUUCUUCAACUCUGUGGCCAUUCUUUUUUGCUGAAAAAGCAUGAAUUGGGAGGAUGAAAGGAAAGGAAACGGUUGAAAAAAUGUGUUGCAAUUUUAUCCGCUGGUUUCUUUACUUCAUUUACUAGGUUUGUUCCCGGUCAGAGCAAUUAGAACUGAUUGCUCUGGGAUUUCACCCGUCAACCUUACCUAGGGAUACCGGUUGGGUAUAUCGCAGCUUGCCCGGGUUUGAGUUGGCCGCUGCUCUGAAGACACCAUGAUCUUCAUUUUUUAUUUUCUUGGUUCAACAUCAUGAACUUCAUUGAUAAACUUGAGUUACAGUAGCUUUGACCUUAGCUUUGAAUUACAGUAGCUCAUGUUCGAGAUAAGCUUAAAUGUCUAAUAGUGGGAG